AAACAAUGUACAGACAACACAGUUCAUGAGAGUUAGGGAUUGAGUGAACGCGAAAGAAACACUCGAAAACUAACGUUUUUACCCUACCAGUGUUCGUUAUUACUAAUUUACAACGUGUGUAGCGUUGUUAAUUUUCUGACGCUCACGCUACCGCUCCACGUGUCUCGGUUUGACAACCACAAUUGUUGCCUGUGUUUCAUGACUGUUGGCCUACAGUUUCUGUUGCCAAUACUUGAGAUUGUAGGAGAAUGAGAAAUGUCGUUAUCGGAGCGGCGCCCUUCAAUCCUUACUCUUGCCAGCAUCAACUACCCCGAUUUGUUAACGUCAUGUAUUGAGCCGCAAGGACCGGCAGUGAUCGUACAAGCCACCGAUGGACUUCCACUAACACCAAUGCUAUGCACAGCAUUACAGAGCCCAGAAGAAGACUAUCUAGGUGUGGAGGAGGCUAGAACCUUUAAAGAACUUGCCAAUGCAUGUAGUGAAGGUAGCGAUAGUAUCCUAGCAACCCCGAACACAGUACCGUUUCCUGCGGCAGGAGAGACCAUCCUAGCAGCUAAGGCGUUGCUCGAUAUUUCACCAACUUCAGGAGAAGCAAAAAAAUUCCCAAAUGUUUUAAAAGAUGCAGAUAUUAGUCAAUUUAUCAAGAAAGAGGAAGAUGAAAAUGAUCUCUCAUUGAAAUCUGAUGAUCUAACCGAUAGCAUCUUCCAAACCCUUCAACUCUCAAGUAGCCUGCCAUUUAUUCCGCCUGGUCUCUGCUCAGGGACCCAAUUAGACUUCAAACCAGAUUGUUACUUCAAACUGACAGGUAGUGUGUUCGAAGAUCCAAUUGAAACUACAAAUCAUGUACCUGUUAUACAGACAACACAUCAUUCGUUAGCACAGACUUAUCCGGAACUGGAAGUUACAAUAGAGCAUGGCAUUGUCGAUGCAGAAGUAAACAAUAAUAAUUGUAAAUCUAGCAAACGUUCACCAACAAGACGAGGGCGCCCAAGGAAUAGAUCAAAAUCAGAAUUUUCCCUACACAACUCAAAUGGUGGUGCGAGAAAGAAGGCAAAAGAUGGUCAUACAACAUAUUUAUGGGAGUUUCUAUUAGAACUUUUACAAAAUAGUGAAACUUGUCCAAAGUUUAUCAAGUGGACAGAGCGUGACCAAGGGAUUUUCAAGUUAGUUGACUCGAAAGCCGUGUCAAGGUUAUGGGGACAGAUGAAGAACAAACCAGAUAUGAACUAUGAAACAAUGGGAAGGGCUUUAAGGUACUACUAUCAACGUGGAAUUUUGUCAAAGGUCGACGGACAAAGAUUGGUUUACCGCUUCUGUGAAAUUCCAAAGAACAUUGUUGAGAUUGAUUGUAAUUGAGCAUAUUUCUGACAGUACUAACACCUCAACCACUGUAAAAACCAUCCCUUUUGUAAAAUUGUAUAUAGAAAAUUCACAUUUUUGAGGAAUAUAACAAAUAAGGACAUGUAAAAAGGAGAUCACACUUGCUGUAGAAAGAAGAAUACGUACGACGACUUAGUGAAAUGCGUUUAUAAACAUUCUUUCAGAAGAACUUUUUACAUGUUUAUGAUGACGUUCGUGAUGAAACCACAAAAGAUUUUACUUCACUGGCUGUUAACUUUGAGCUAAUUCAAAGAUGUGUGUUUAUUAACAAUGUUGGAUGAUCCAAAUCUCCAGUUGCCUCCAAAACUAGUUGAUUUAUUUGUUAAAUCGUUUAGGUUGUACUUUAUUUCUAUAUUGUUAAAGAUAUACAGUCUGUGUUGUGCUUAUUCACGGCAGAGUUGUUAAAUUACAUGUACAAGUACAUAAAAAAUACAUCAUGCUUGCUUUCCAAUCCCGUGGUCCUGUUUUGGUUUUUUUUUCAUUAUUAAAACAACUGUUCUCCCUAAGCCUCAAUAUGAGACCUGGUCUAUCAAGCAUCAUGUGUUUUUAUUUGUCAUGUGAAUGGACUGCCGCCUAUUUAACAGGGCAGUGACUUGGUCGCUAUUGGUGUAACCACGGCCAUGUGCCUAAAGGAAUAUAAUACAAUAAAAUUAUAUAAACUUAUUUGUUCAGCCAAUUGACAGUGUAUAUCUUUAAUAUUAUCCAUCUUCUUCUCUCAAUAAAAUUAGCAUUUUAAUUUAUUUUAUUUUUUAUAUUAGAAAAUGAUAAAAACGUAGGGUAAGAGAAUAGGAUAUAAUAUGCUGGUGUUUGUUGGUAUUGGAAUGGUUUAAAGUUACCAGUUGAUUUUAUCUUUAUUGAAAAAGGUAUUACCACUGGUAUUAAUGUAGACAACUUUUAGAUAACAUUACGCUGAUGCAGAUGAUUGAAAAUAAUAAUAUAAGAUGUAUAUAGAAAGGAAAAACAAAAAAAUUAUCAAAGCUUUUUUAAGAUUAAUACAUAUUUUCCUUUUAAUCUCUACUACCAGAAUAAUUAACAUAUAUAUUGGUGGUGACCUUUGCAGAUGUGCAAGGAGCCAGUCCUUACCUAAACAUAUUGGGUAACAAAAAAACCUUCCAAUACAUUGUAUUUUACCAGCUUAAACUAUUUUUUCAAAAGAAUGUUAAUAGAAGUUUAUGAGAACUCACAUGGUUCCAUUAGGAAAUGUUAUAUAUAUAUUAUAUUAAAAGCAUAAGUGUAUAAAUAUUUUAAAUAGUUAUUUUUAUUGUUAUUUUUUAUAUGUAUCCUAAUUUGUGUCAGACAACACAAAAUGCUUUGUUUUGCAACCCUCAUCUAAUUAAGAUAAUAUUCUUGUUUAAUUUUAGUAUACCAUGCUUGUGCAGAUAUACUUUAUGCUGUGGAAGUGAAAUACCUGUGCAAUACUCCUUUUACACUGCCAAGGCAGAAUAAACCUGUGUUAAUUCUGGAGUGAUCCAGGGUGCAUUUCCCAUUCACAUUGAUUAAAAAAGUCUGGGUUGCUUCAGAGUUGCUCCCAUUUUACACCGGCAACGUACUCGGGUUCAAAUACCGCCCUAAAAUUUUUUUGCGAUGGUGAUGAUCGCUUCACUCGAGUUCCUCGUGACGAAGCCGCAAUUAUUGUCAAUAUUGAAGGAAUUUAUAUGUAACUCUGGAAUCAUAUUCGCUGUUUACACUGGCGAUUCCGGAAUGCAUCCUGGUUGUCCAACGCUGAAUGCGUCCUGCACAUUGAUCCGGGGAUGUUUGGCAACCUGGGUUGUAUUUUUUGACGUUUACACCAACCACAACUCAGGAGUUUUUUUAGCCCAAGUAUUGCAAAAUCCCAGGUUGUGUCCGGUGUCUUGCUUGCAGUGUAAAAGGGGUAUAAGAAAUUCCUGUGUGAGAUAAGACAGCAUAUCAUUUGGCAGCAUGCCAAGUACAGUGUGUUGACAGAUAACCAAUGGCUGAUAGCACGCUGUCCAGUAAGAGUAAUUUGACCUUAGUUUGACCUGCAAACUACAGUAUACUCGUGCUCCUUUCAGCAACUUAUUUUUGCUUAUGUGGCAAACAAGCCAGACCAGUCACUCGUCGCAAAUCCUGUUUCAGAGAUAACGACCAAAAUAUGCUGGAAUAUUUUUUGAAAUCUAUUGCACUAAACUAACCUUUAUAUAUCGUGCUAUGUUGUUAUUUUCCCCAUUUUCAAUGUUAAAGCAACAAUGUUUAACGAUUUGUUGAUAGUUUCUGCCUGAGAAAUGCUCGAAAUCAUAAAUUUUAAAGGCUGAUUUCUUAAAUAUUGUUCUUUAAAUCAGCUGUAUGUUUAAACUCCUGUAACUUCAUAAUGAAAUGCCAGAUUAAAUGGUUCUUUUACGAUUUUUAACCUCUCAUUUUAUUUGGUGAUGGUUUCUACCUGAAAAAUGCUGGAAAUCAUAAACUUCAUUCUCAAAUAUUGUUCUUUAAACAUCUGUAUGUUUAAACACCUGUAACUUCAUAAUGAAAUGCCGGAUUUUAAUCAUUCUUUUACCAUUUUAUAGCUCUCCUUUUACUUUACUACUAAGUUUAUUUUUGCGAUGGGUGACUGGUUUGGCUUGUCUUUGCCACAUGUGCUAUGUUCAUUGACUUAACAUUUAGUAAUUACAGUUGAUUGUUCAAAUCAGGUUCCCUUGUUAUUUCCCUUCAAUUUUUCAUUAAAAUUUGUAUGUUCUGAUACAUACAAACUAUAUACACAUUGGCAUUUUCACCAUUGCUUAUUGAAAUUUGCCGUUAAUAUAUGUUAUUCUUAAUUCAUAUGUUAUAUUUAUACAUUGCUCAGAAUGCCGCAAGAACCAGUAGUAACUGAUAGUUAACAUUUUGCUGAUUCUGUAUGUUAAGGAAAAAUUCAACUUUUAAUAUCAAUAAUCUUCCUUAUGCAAAUAUAAUAUACUGUAUGAAAUUAUUUUCCAAAACUUAGGCUUUUGCUGCCAAAGAUCUUUCAUUUUUUCCAAAAUUUGUGUAAAAAGGGAUGGGCCUAGACAGAAGUAGUGUUUGGAUUUAGUGGGAGUGUUUUGAAAGCAUUGAUUGGUGCUUUAUUUUUUUUUUAGGCAGAUGUAGAUUUACAAUGGCUGAAUUUUUAUUAGUAACUACCUGGUAGUUUUCAUAUUACUGUAUAUUCAUGUGUUAUAGAAAUUAUCAGAGCACUUCCACUACCUUCUGUUCUAAAGUGGAGAGAAAAUGUCGAAAGUCAAGUAAAAUUAUCAAUAGAGAGCUUUCAAUAGCAUGACGAUGGUAGGACGUAGAACAUAAUGACGUCACUAAGAGUCAUUUGCACAUGCGAGAAAGUAAAAUUCUUGCGAGUGGAAUCUGGGACGCAAUUUGGCCAAAUUUACGUAUGCAGAGAACGCAAGAUGCCCAGUAGGACGAUUGUUAUGCUCCCUAGUAAAGUUUACUUGACCCUACUUGUUAGAUGACCAUAAGUCCAGGAUUUUUUCUACUGUGGGUGUGAAGAGCUUGAUUAGAGAUUUCUUGAUGCUGCUGGGGUGAACACUCUUUUUGCCACACUCUAGAUCCACUAUUGGCCUUUCAUAUGAGUGUGCUGCCCUCUAUUGCCAGGCUUUUUCCAAUAGAAGUAUCUAUGUACUAAUAAUAUGAUCUGUAUUCGGUCAAAUGGGACUGUGUAUCGGACCAAUGUGUUGAGUGGAUACUGUAUUGUUUUUCUUAGCUAGCUUCUGUAAGUUUUAUAUUAAAUUUGACUUGACUGGACAACACAACUUCCAUCUACCUACCGUAAGAUUGUUAUAUAUUUUUGUUUAGUGUAAGGGAUUUUACUUCAAAUACAAAUUGACAUAUUUGGA
Molecule: messenger RNA, 5198 nt
Organism: Anneissia japonica
Lineage: Eukaryota; Metazoa; Echinodermata; Crinoidea; Comatulida; Comatulidae
Product: ETS-related transcription factor Elf-1-like
Exons: 11
Coding region: 256-1356 (366 amino acids)
Biological process (GO): cell differentiation; regulation of transcription by RNA polymerase II
Cellular component (GO): nucleus
Molecular function (GO): DNA-binding transcription factor activity, RNA polymerase II-specific; sequence-specific DNA binding
Source: RefSeq, a predicted model, not a curated record